Molecule: messenger RNA, 8034 nt
Organism: Protopterus annectens (West African lungfish)
Lineage: Eukaryota; Metazoa; Chordata; Ceratodontiformes; Protopteridae
Product: lysine-specific demethylase 2A-like
Exons: 24
Coding region: 1-4152 (1383 amino acids)
Biological process (GO): protein demethylation; regulation of transcription by RNA polymerase II
Molecular function (GO): DNA binding; transcription coregulator activity; protein binding
Source: RefSeq, a predicted model, not a curated record
AUGUUUGACAGGAAGCAGUCUGACACUGCACCUAAGGUUGGCAGAGUUAAUCUUAUUGAGGUUGAAAUUCUGAAUGUUUUGGCCGUUUCUCCUCUGUUCAUGGCCCUCGAAGAUGUCUAUAAAAUGACAGGUAAAACCCCUUUGGAUAGUGAGCCAGAUUCUAAAAUGGCUAUGAAGAAGUACAGCGUCUACAUCGAUCUUGCAGCUCUCUCUGCUCCUUUGUCAGCUGAUCAAGCUGUGGUUUCUCCAUCUGCCAACUCUAGCAAGAGAUCAUUAGCUGCUUCUAACACCACACAGCUAGAUAAAAUUGAUAAGUGGGCUUUCCGUGGAAAUUUAUUUUGCCAUGUGUUCAGUUUAGAUGACUCUGCUGCAUUUUCUCUUGCUGAACAGAAGUGUUACAUGAAUGAGAGUGUUCCUCAUGCUUUGAGGAGAGUUUGGAAUGGUGUGGACACUAUUUCUGGAAGUGUAGCUGCUUCUGUGCGUGCAGUGCAGCGACGACGGUAUGAGGAUGAUGGUAUCUCGGAUGAUGAAAUUGAAGGGAAAAGGACCUUUGAUCUGGAAGAGAAGCUCACCAGUGACCGAUACAAUUCAGCAUUCGUCAAGUUCAUGGAAGGCAAAGACCUGACUUUUGAAUAUGUUCAGAAGAGUGGUCUUCGUGAGCCUAUCGUUUUCCGAAAGUUAGAUGGACUUGGACUAAAAAUGCCAGACCCAGACUUUGGAAUCCGUGAUAUGGCACUUUGUUCAUUUGCAGGGAGCCGUCGAAUGGUGGAUGUGAUGGAUGUAAAUACACAAAAGGGUAUUGAAAUGACAAUGGCACAAUGGGCCAAGUACUAUGAAACUCCUGAGGAGGAACGUGAAAAACUUUAUAAUGUUAUUAGUCUGGAGUUCAGCCAUACCAAACUAGAAAACCUUGUACAGAGACCUUCUACGGUUGAUUUGAUUGAUUGGGUAGAUAAUAUGUGGCCAAGACACUUGAAGGAGGAACAAACAGAAUCCACAAAUGCCAUCAGUGAUAUGAAGUAUCCAAAGGUGCAAAAGUAUUGUCUAAUGAGUGUGAAAGGCUGCUAUACUGAUUUCCAUGUUGACUUUGGGGGAACAUCUGUCUGGUACCAUGUUCACCGAGGAGGAAAGGUGUUUUGGUUAGUCCCACCGACUCCUGAAAACCUCGAAAUGUAUGAGAACUGGGUUCUGUCUGGCAAACAGGGUGACAUUUUCUUGGGUGAUAAAGUAGUGGAAUGCGAGAGAAUUGAGUUGAAACAAGGAUAUACCUUUGUCAUACCAUCAGGUUGGAUUCAUGCUGUUUACACUCCAGAAGAUACCUUAGUGUUUGGGGGCAACUUUUUGCACAGUUUCAAUAUUCCGAUGCAACUUAAAAUUUAUAAUAUUGAAGAUAGAAUAAGGGUCCCCUCAAAGUUUCGUUACCCAUUUUAUUAUGAAAUGUGUUGGUAUGUAUUGGAACGGUAUGUGCAUUCUCUUACUGGACGUUCUCAUCUCAUCAAGGAAUUUCAGGAAGAGGCACUCUUUUUAGAUUUGGAUCAAGUUAAUGGAUUGGAUUCCAUAAACGUGAAGGAGGAAAAUACCGAGGAGAACACUGCAGACAAAGAUCAUAAACACCUCUUUUCCAGAACAUUGGAUACACUUAAUGGAACAGUAGACUCUGAUCAGAAUGGCUUUGCAAAAAGCUCAAGGACCCAUUCACCAUCCCCCCAGCUGAUUAAACGUUCAGAGUCACCUAUUACAUUUUUGUCAGAUGCUGUGAAUGGCCCCAAUAGGGCGGUAGACUCAUGGUCACCACUGGAGGACAAGUGCCGUAUUUUGUUAACACAGUUUGAACUUGAAGGACUACACAGUUUAGUUGACAAAUUGGAAUCUCUCCCCCUUCAUAAAAAGUGUGUGCCUACCGGGAUAGAAGAUGAAAAUGCACUCCUAGAAGACAUCAAGCAAAUAUUGGAACAGCACGCUGAUGAUGAUCGGGAGCUGGCAAUAACAGGAAUUCCCAUCAUCCAGUGGCCAAAGAAGGACAAGUCACGUAUGGUGAAUCGUCCAAAGUCCAAGACUUCUUCAUUGCCCAUCACAAAACCUCACACAAUGAGGCCACCUCCCCGUUCACCAGCAAAACAUGCAUUGAAGUCAUCUCGACCCCCAGGUGCAGUGUCCUCAGCAGUGAGGCGGCGAAGAGUGCGUUGCAGGAAAUGUGAAGCAUGCUUACGAGAUGAAUGUGGAGUAUGCCACUACUGUAAAGACAUGAAGAAGUUUGGUGGGCCAGGUCGCAUGAAGCAGUCAUGUGUGCUGCGCCAAUGUAUGGCACCCCGACUGCCUCACUCAGUUGUUUGUGCACUGUGUAACACAGGGGAUCAGGAGGACGAGACCAAGUCUUUUGCCUUGAAGCUGAUGGAGUGUUCGAUCUGCAAUGAGAUUGUUCAUCCAGGUUGUCUUAAGAUGGAUGGUGAAGGGAUAUUGCAUCAGGAACUGCCAAAUUGCUGGGAGUGCCCAAAGUGCAAUCAACCAAGUAACAAUGAGAAGGUGCAACCAAAAAAUAAUCGAAUCACUCACAGUAUGUUAAGAGGAGAACGCCGUCUGGAUACUGCAGUGCAUCAAAGAGAAGACCAUCUUCGGCGGGUACGUUCUAUAGAAAUGACAAGAAAAAGGCUAGAGGCUCUUCCCAGACGUAAGCAGAUGGACUACCUGUUACUGCGGAAAAGGAAGUUAGCAGCUGUUGAGCAAAAUGUUCGCAAAAAGAUCAAGUUGGAACGAGAGAGAAGUUUGAUGCUAGCAAAAAGGAAAAUGGAAGAAGGUGAAGUUUCUGUUGGAAACAAAAUUCUUUAUCCUCUCAAGAGUGGGGGAGAUGCUUCACAUCUGUCUCGGUCUCCAUCAUCAAAAUUAAAAAUUAUCCACUUGAUGCACAGGCCACGUACAAUCAUGUCACGGUACACUACACGAGCUGGGACUAGCCAUGAUCUGUCAGGUACCCGGGCUGGCAGAGAUGAGAGGUUCAAGCGGAGACAACUUCUUCGGCUACAAGCUGCAGAGCGCUGUAAGCAGCUGGUGCGAGAGAAAGAGAAUAACCCUAGUGGUAAAAUGGAAUUGUCUGAGGUUGAGAGGGCUAAGAUUCGUGGUUCCUACCUCACUGUAACAUUGCAGAGACCUCCAAAAACCAUGAAUGGUGCUUCCAUUGUCCCAAAGCUGCAGGCAAUCACACCAACUACCAAUCUGAGGCAGGCGCCCCGGGUGGUUUCACGCUUGUCUACUGAUGAGGGCUGUACUGCUACAGACUAUUCAUGCAAAGACUCUGAUCAGGAGGACAGAGAAGAGGAGGAGGAAUGUGAGGAGGACUGUGUAAUGCAGAAGGAUGUGUGGAUGUCCGUAUUCCACUACCUCAGUCGGAAGGAGCUAUGUGAAUGUAUGAGAGUCUGCAAAACUUGGUAUAAAUGGUGCUGUGAUAAGCGGUUGUGGACAAAGAUUGACCUAAGUCGGUGUAAAAGCAUUGUGCCCCAGGCCUUGAGUGGUAUUGUAAAAAGACAGCCAGUCAGUCUAGAUCUCAGCUGGACUAACAUUUCCAAGAAACAGCUGACGUGGCUUAUCAACAGGCUUCCAGGUAUUAAAGAUGUACUGCUGGCUGGCUGUUCGUGGUCUGCUAUUUCUGCCCUUAGCACCUCCAGUUGCCCCCUACUCAGGACACUUGAUCUGCGAUGGGCAGGAGGUAUUAAGGAUCCUCAGAUACGUGAUUUACUCACGCCUUCAUCAGAAAGACCAGGUCAGGACAAUCGUAGUAAGCUACGCAACUUAAUUGACUUCCGACUGGCUGGCUUGGACAUCACAGAUGCUACGUUGAGGUUGAUAAUACGUCAUAUGCCCCUGCUUUCCAGGCUUGACCUUAGUCACUGCAACCAUUUGACUGACCAGUCUGUAAACCUGCUGACUGCUGUUGGAUCUUCCACUCGAAAUUCCCUUACUGAAAUAAAUCUGGCAGGCUGCAAUAAAUUGACUGACCUAAGUUUAAGUUACUUACGUCGGAUUAGCAGUCCUACCUUGAUAGACUUGCGAUGUUGUAAACAAAUAACCCGUGGAGCCUGUGAACAGUUCAUUGCUGACCUCUCAAUAAAUAGCCUUUACUGCUUAUCUGAUGACAAGCUUAUUCAGAAAAUCAGCUAGAAAAAGCAAGAAAUUUGGGCUCUUGCUGAUGCAACGAAGGUCAUCACGUUGAAGGGGGAGGUAGAAAUGGACCCUUUCUCAAGCCUGCACCUCCCCUGCUGCUACCCAGGGCGGAUAUGUUAAGAGAAGCAUUUUUCUUCUGUGGUGGUUUCCGCACUGGGGAAGGGGCAAAUGGAAGACUGCGACUUCUUAGCAGACAUGACACAACCUCGGUGAUCAGUGCCCCUGUAAAUGCAGACAGGUGGCAACAGAGGUACACGUACAAAGAUGACAUUCUCCAGUUUGUUUUACAGAGUGCUCCAUGAUAUGUUUGGGAACUGAUUUUUUGGAUUACAAUUCUGUUUUCUUUAGUUUAUGAACAGCUACCCUUCUGACUCUGAAUCUGCCCUAAUUCAGGUGCUUGUUGGAGCAUUUCCACCCUUUCAUUUCUUUCAGAAUUGCUUGUAUAUAUUUAAAGCAUUUCAGUCAAGUAGAAAAAUGACCAUUUAAGCCACAGUUACGUUUUUUUUUAGGAGGGAUCUACCUCUGGAGUUUGGAAGGACGUUAACCUAAUUUUGUUAGCCAUAACUGGUAAAAUAUUUGCUUACUGUUUCUCUCACUGUAUGUUAAACUUGAGGGCUACUUGGUUUGUGUUCCUUGCUGUAAGCCUUUAGCAGUUAUUGGCUUUGACAUUGGGGUUCGUCAGCAAUAAACUGAGAAGUUUUCUUGUAGUUUUGGUCUUGUGCUGCUGUUAGCAUUCGAUAAUGCUGGAAAAUGGAAGUAUGUGGCAGUUCCACCAAUCUGCCAUUAUGACGACAUCUACUGCUUCUAAUGUGUGAAAAAGGCUCAGUAUUUCCAGGUAUCUUGUUGCCAUGUCAGGAGCCCAGAAGAUCAACUAUAUCUCUUGUGCCUUUCUUUUUUUCUUUGUUGUCCUAGUCUGUUAUGAGAUUGUUUUGUACUGUUUGUUCACCGGGGUGUCCUGUGCACUUCUCAUUCUAUGAUAGUAAUCUCCUUGGAUAACAACAAAGGUAUUGUGUUUCAUGAUAUUCUGAUAUUUACUGAUGCACUUUUCAGUGCAUCAGUGUAAGUCAGAAUUAUAGUUGGAGAGGGGGUGCAUGGUGUUUAUGAAUUAAUUAUUCUCAUAAAACUAGUGGCUGUGCCAUGACAGGCUUUCAAGCUUUGCAUAUGUGGAUAGCAGAACAGCUAAAAUGAAGGUAGUGCUUUGGUACUAUGGGCCAUUCUUUCCACAGCUGUGUGAAAUCGGCUGCACUUUACAAAGUGCAGAUGAACUGAUGGAGACUGGUACAUUUUGUCAUAAAUAAAGUUGCUGCAACAACUUGCAGUAAUGAUUUUUUUUUCCAUUCCUUAGCCAUAACUUAUCACAUUACUUGUGCAUGUAGAGGUAUGUUCCAUGCAACCAUUUCAUUAAUGUUUAUUAGAAAAGUUGUGGCCUUCAAUGUACCAGCCACCAUUUCCAUUUUGGGUUGGAGGUAUAAACUUUGAAUUGCCAAAGUAAGUUGUUUGACUGGAGGCGAUCACUGUAUCACUGUGCGUGAUGAACUAGGUUGUAUGAAGCUGCCAGAAAGGUACUAGUUAUUUAAAUAAAUCAAAUUUGGAAGUAGGCCUGAGUCACCAGCAGAUUCAGCAUUGAAGAGCUACAACAUUGGAAGGGCUAGAAGGAAGAACCAGAAGUCUUCACUGUAAGGUUGCAGUAGGUGCACAAGUCCAGUUGAAUUGUGGUACUAGGAUAGCAUUUCUAACAUGAUUUCCAUCUUUAAGUGGAACUGAAUGACUCAGUGUAAGGUUAUGUAAAUUAAAAUGUGUAAGACUUGCUUAGCUAAAGUUGUGGUUUCUUGCAUACAGAGAAACAUUUUAUCCCACUUGUCUCUUAAUCUUGAGCAGUGAGAAAAUCUCUUCCUUUCACUGCAUGUUUGAUUUAAGCAGUGUUAAGUAUUUACUUGAUUGUUUUUUCUGGUUUCUAGUCAGUCUCGGUGAGAGAGAGAGCUCUAGUUGCUAAUGUUUCAGAUGAGUCAGUCAACUGAAGCUGUUUUUCAAAGUACAUUUUUAAAAGUGCAUAUGUAUCCAUUGGAAAGAGGGGCAGUGGUACUUGAAAAUUGCUUUGGAAGUACCUUUUUGAUGGGGGAUAAAGCUUUUUUUUUUUUUCUAACAUAUCCUGUUAACGUUUGCCCAGUUUUAAUACCUUGACAGUGUAAUCAUUUUUGAAUAAGUUUGUAAAGAGGGUAGUUUCACUUCACAGGGUAAGUUAAAAAAUAUGAAACACAAUCCUUUUUUAUGAAUUUAUGGCACUUAUGUUUCUGUGUACACGUUUGUCACCUGUUGUUAAUUUUUUUAUGUGGGAGUAUUUGUCCCUUUUUUCCAGUAGGUUUAAAAUAAAUCAGUUGGCAGCAGCAAAACGUUGAUUUAUUACUGUACACAACCAUUGUAGCCCUCUAAAGCUGUGAGCCGGAAGAUACAGAUGGUCACUCUUGGACAGUAAUUGCUAAGGUUGUGUCACAUCCUCAUUUUGAUUUGGAUGACCACAGAUGGAACUCUGUUAUCACUUAGCAUACAUGAGGAAGGUUGAGAUGCUGAAAAUACAAGUACAAUGGGUGGUGGUGAUGGUUUUAAUUGUGUAGACCUGCCAGUUGUCUGCUCCUAGACCGUGUCCCUUGUACAUUGGCACCUUGGAAAGGCAAAUAGAAGCCCUGCUGUCCCUCGUUCAGUAAAAUGAAGAUGGUAACAAAAUGUAACAUAUUUCCAGACAUGUUUUAUAGUAAGGUGCAACUACUUAUCACGUUAGUGUUUUCUGUGUAGUACUAACUCAGUGUUUCAUCGUUUGUUUCUGCUGGACUGGGCUUUAAGCAGCAUCCUGGAAGUUAUGAAACUUCUCUUUUUCUGUUGAAUAAUUCUGUUCACGCUCAGAUUAGUGUCAUGCAUCAUAGCAAUUGUCUUAGUCAGAGAUGUAGGUCACAAAUGGUAGAAGAUCCCGUCAUUUUUGAGUCUUGUAACUUAAGCAGUAGAAAAUAAUUUUCUUUAACUACUACUGAAGUCACAUUUAUUGAUGUUUUGUAAAACCAUGAGGGACAGGCAGAAAAUUAGUCAGCCAGUAUACAAACUAUUUGAUAAAAUUGUAUGUGCAAAAACGGAUGUGGCCAUGCCAUUUCAUUUACCACAACCUAGUGUUUAUGGAGAUAGUCAACAAUUUUGUUUCACUCCGUUGCCCUUAAACAUUUUCAACAAAAAAUAACUAGACAAAUAAGAUGGGUAAUUUUGGUAUUUAAGUAACCAAGCUUAGCUGUUACAGUCAUUGUACAUUCUGUGAGUCACCUACCUGCAUUUAGGGAAGAACCACUUUUCUUUAUUUGACACCUAUCUGUUUAACUGUACUGAGGGAUGGCUAUUUAUUUUGCCUUAAAAACAUUAAAUUCUGCAUUCCUGUAUCUCAAAUGUACAGGAGGAAGAAACCUCAUCCAACAGUGAAACUCCUACUUCUACCCUAUUUUAAACAGGACUCUGCAGAACUAGCCUCCAACUGUAAAUAGUUUUUUGUUUUUGUUUUUUAAUACUGAUCUUCCUUCAUUGCAAAAGCUGACGUUUAAUUUUAAGAACAUUAAAGUCUAUAAUUGUAAAGCAUUUGUUCCAAAAUAUAUGGUUUAAGGGACUGGGUCCUCAUUUGGAAUGGGUGAUUGUUCUUCAAAGAGCUCUCAAAAUGAACUUACGUUUUGAAAAUGUCCAACUAUAUGUUUCACAAGCAGUAUCCUUAAUUGAAGCAUCAUCACCCAGUGUGGUAUUUCUGUGUAUAUUAAUUAAGCCAGCCUGGAAAGGAACUGCUUUUUGGUUCUUCAUUGCUUUUCCCCUUUUGGAAUAAAAAAAUUAAUAAAUAAGUUAUAUCUUUUUUGUGUA